AUGUGGGCAGGAGCCCAUUAUCGACCUAUUCCAUUUCUCUCGCCAUCGGAUCCUGCAUAUACUCCACUGUCACCUGAGCAACGUCGUUUCCAUGCACAACUUGCGAAGGAAUAUAGUCUUGCUCUACACACCGCUGAAACCAUGAAAAGGCUGGCAAGGUCGGAACCAAGAUCAGGAGUGCAGAUCGUUACUGGUGAGGAGUAUCUAGAAUGUCCUCCGAUAGAAAACCUGAGCCGGAAGACGGGGGAUGUGUAUGCGAGUGUUGAUGACAAAUUCAGAGUCCUAGAUCAAGACGAGCUUGACAUUAUGAACACGAAGCAUGCUCAGCGGACGACUUCCGGCAAAGUGAAAUGGGCUUACAGGUUUAUCAAAGCUGGCGGAAGGACAACCAAGAGAUGCUUGCAUGAUCUUUCAGAGGCUUUGGACGUCCUUCCUCAAAGAUCACCACAGCAGAGCCGCGUUCAGCCAGUUAUAAUCAACUGCUCCGGUCUGGGUGUACCCACCCUCUCCGAUCCAAAUACCAAAGUCAUUCGUGGACAAACCGUACUGGUACGCAAUAAAUUCAACAAGACUCUAACGCGGCAAUGUGCUGAUGGAACCUGGUCCUUCCUCAUCCCUCGACCUUUGAAUGGUGGCACUAUCGUAGGUGGUACCAAACAAAUUGACGACCUGGAUGACUCUGUACGAUCCGAGGAGCGAGGAAAACUGCUAGAGAAUGCAGUGAAGUACUUUCAUGAGUUUGUGAGCGAUGUGAAUGAGUUUGAGGUCAUAACGGAUAAUGUUGGUCGAAGGCCGUGGAGAGAAGGGGGAGUGCGAAUUGAGGUAGAUCGGGAUACGCUUAGUGGGAGAGCUGUGGUGGUACAUGGAUACGGUGCCGGUGGAAGAGGGUAUGAAUUGAGCUGGGGCAUAGCUUCUCAGAUUUGCGCCUUGGUGCAGACACACGUGCAAAGUAAACAGCUUGACGCCAAGUUGUGA
Molecule: messenger RNA, 975 nt
Organism: Lithohypha guttulata
Lineage: Eukaryota; Fungi; Ascomycota; Eurotiomycetes; Chaetothyriales; Trichomeriaceae
Exons: 2
Coding region: 1-975 (324 amino acids)
Biological process (GO): D-amino acid catabolic process
Cellular component (GO): cytoplasm
Molecular function (GO): FAD binding; D-amino-acid oxidase activity
Source: RefSeq, a predicted model, not a curated record